This is a messenger RNA of Nematostella vectensis (starlet sea anemone), 1220 nucleotides long. RefSeq names its product tRNA (cytosine(34)-C(5))-methyltransferase, mitochondrial. The record is from RefSeq and is a predicted model, not a curated record. Bases 58 to 1200 code for a protein of 380 amino acids. The transcript has 3 exons. Gene Ontology annotation, cellular component: mitochondrial large ribosomal subunit. Lineage: Eukaryota; Metazoa; Cnidaria; Anthozoa; Actiniaria; Edwardsiidae. Gene Ontology annotation, biological process: rRNA methylation. Gene Ontology annotation, molecular function: methyltransferase activity.
UUAUGCGGUCAACCUGUGUUUCAUUUUAUUCACAAGGAACGCCUUGUAUUUUCGAUAAUGCUUUACCAGAUUUCUACACUUUCAUCACUAAAUUGUCGUAUUUUUACAAAAUAUCAUGUGUUUAUGCGGCCUUGGUAUAGGUACACCUCUCAAAGGGUCCGAAUUAAGGCCAAAGGAAGGCAAGACGCAUCUUAUACACGAUUCAACGCUUUCUACAACAAACUUUUCGGCCAUGAAUGGCCAAAGUUAUCCAGUGCUCUUAUGCAAUCAAAACAAAACUGUGCCGUGCUGAACAAGUUCACAGAUACUCAAAAAUCCAUUGACAACUUUAAUCUUCUCGGUCACAGAGAACUAGAUCUCGGAACGAUCAGCUGGGCUGAUAAGGGAAAUGGAGCGGAUUCAAUCAAACUAAGCUUGCCCUCUUUAGAUGGAAAAUAUCAUAAAGGAUUCCUAAGUUCUUUUCUUUUGAGUAAUCCCAGGGUAUUUCCAGAACCUCCAGUUAUGCCAAAUGGUCUUCUUGGUUAUUAUUUACUGGACGCUGCAUCUCUUUUACCAGUUAUUUGCCUUGAUGUAGGCCCUGACAGCACUGUGCUUGACAUGUGUGCAUCCCCAGGGGGUAAAACGGUGGCAAUGAUGCAGCUACUGUCAGAAAGAGGAGGUCUGGUUGCCAAUGAGCCAACUCAGUCCAGGAGAAGAAAGCUAAGGAAGGUAAUACAAGAGUACAUCCCUGAAGGCCAGACAAACAUAACUAUCCGGGGGAUGGAUGGCACAAAGUUUGGGGGAUUAGAGCCGUGUUCAUAUGAUCGCAUACUUGUAGAUGCCCCAUGUUCUACCGACAGGCACUGCCUAAGGUCAGGCUUCCAGACUGAUAGCUGGUCUGAGAAGAAAUCUCAGAAGUUUUCCCAGCUUCAAAAUAAGCUUGUGAUGUCUGCUUUGGGAAGUUUGACCUCUGAUGGAAGAGUUGUUUACUCCACAUGCACAAUGUCACCUUACGAAAAUGAUGGAGUCAUUCAAGGUGUCCUUGAAAACUUUAGACAUGGUGGUAAAAGUAUAAACAUUGAAAGAAUAUCUGAAGAGCAGAUUGCUGCUUGGGGAGAAAUGUUUGACAUCCGAAGGACAGAACAUGGGUUUAUAGUUUUGCCCUCGGUUGAGAAAAACUGGGGACCCCUAUACACUAGUAGCCUUGUUCUAAAGUCAUAAUAAAAAAAAAUCACGUCAAA